Gossypium raimondii (Peruvian cotton) is the source of this 1370-nucleotide messenger RNA. RefSeq names its product protein trichome birefringence-like 38. Bases 75 to 1217 code for a protein of 380 amino acids. Gene Ontology annotation, molecular function: O-acetyltransferase activity. The transcript is spliced from 4 exons. The record is from RefSeq and is a predicted model, not a curated record. NCBI's taxonomy places the organism in Eukaryota, Viridiplantae, Streptophyta, Magnoliopsida, Malvales, Malvaceae. Gene Ontology annotation, cellular component: Golgi apparatus.
UAUUCCUCGUAUCAAAGCUAGGGUUUGUUUUUCCUUUCUUGAGAGAUUCAUCAAACAAAAAAAGAAAAUCCGACAUGGGUUUCAGUUUCAAAACCCUGUUGAGUUUGUUCCCUUUAGUUUGGGUUAUGCUAAUGCAAGAAACAAGUGGAAGCCGACAUUAUUACAAUGUGAGUAAUAAUAUCAAAGGUAGAAAACAAGCCAAGAAUGGAUGUAAUCUGUUUCAAGGAAACUGGGUUUUGGAUCUUUCUUCAUAUCCUUUCUAUAAUUCUUCACAAUGUCCCUUCAUAGAUUCUGAAUUUGAUUGUCUUAAAUAUGGUAGACCAGAUAAACAGUUCCUUCACUAUUCAUGGAAACCUGACUCUUGCAACUUGCCAAGAUUUGAUGGGGUGAAUUUUCUGGGAAAAUGGAAGGGAAAGAAAAUAAUGUUUGUGGGUGACUCACUGAGUUUGAACAUGUGGGAAUCACUGGCAUGUAUGGUUCAAGCAUCAGUGCCUAAUUCCAAGACCACAUAUGUGAGGAAAGACCCUUUGUCUUUCGUUAUCUUUGAGGAUUAUGGAGUGACUCUCUAUAUGUAUAGAACACCAUACUUAGUAGAUAUAGUUAGAGAAACCGUUGGUGCAGUGCUUAAUCUAGGCUCCAUCAAUGGAGGCAAUGCAUGGAAAGGGAUGGACCUCCUGAUUUUCAACACGUGGCAUUGGUGGACCCACAAAGGGCAAUCUCAAGCGUACGAUUCCUAUCAUCUAAUUUUCCAUCUGAUUAUUAUGAUUAUGAUUGUAAAGAUUUGUUUUUAUGUAGAAUUAUAUGAAGAUAUGGACCGUUUGGUGGCGUUCAACAAAGGGCUUACAACUUGGGCUAAUUGGGUAGACAACAAUGUGGAUCCUAACAUCACCAAAGUCUUCUUCCAAGGCAUUUCUCCCACCCAUUACGAGGGCAGGGAAUGGAACCAACCAAACAAGAACUGUAACGGAGAACUGGAGCCACUUUCCGGUCCAACAUACCCGGCGGGGGCUCCACCGGCGGUGGCUGUCGUGAACAAAGUUUUGGGGACGAUGAAGAAGCCGGUGUAUUUGCUGGAUAUUACGACACUAUCGCAACUGAGAAAAGAUGCUCAUCCUUCCACUUAUGGCGGUCUUUCGGGCAAUGAUUGUAGCCAUUGGUGUCUUCCUGGUUUGCCUGAUACAUGGAACCACCUUCUAUAUGCUGCUCUAUUCAUGUGAAAGCUUUCAACAAUGGCGGCAACAUUGAAUUUAUGAAUCUUUUAUUCUUUUUUAUACAUGUAAUUUGUACAUUCAUGACGGUGGUGACAGUUUUCAUUUAGUUUUGGUAGGUGAGGCGCCAAACAUCAAUUGUAAAGUGACUGAUUUUUUAAA